Messenger RNA from Penicillium griseofulvum, 537 nucleotides. RefSeq names its product Neuraminidase. The transcript is spliced from 3 exons. Lineage: Eukaryota; Fungi; Ascomycota; Eurotiomycetes; Eurotiales; Aspergillaceae. The record is from RefSeq and is a predicted model, not a curated record. The coding region runs from base 1 to 537 and encodes 178 amino acids.
AUGGCAGUACCGAUAGAGGAGAUUCCCCGUCUCCAAACUCCCAUAAUCCAAUUCCAUUCUACACACAAUGGCGCCACCUGGAAUGAGCCCACCUUCAUCUCCCACGGCCACAUCAAGAGUUCCACGGCCCUCCAGUACGGCUUUAGCAAUCUUGACUACAUCUAUGACCGCGAGGCUCGGAAGGUUUCGAACUUCCACGUGUUUUCUAACGACCAGGGCGUCUUCGGCGGCAUCCUUGGCACUGAUAACCCAAUCGCGACGUUGUUGGCUCUGAAGUCUCGAUCCCAACCGACAUGGGACUUACCUAUGCCCAUUGGCAAAGGCAUGGAUAAGAAUAAGAUUGUUGAGUUGUCGAAGGUGGCGAGAACUUACGGUACCUCCCGCUUCAAGACUCAGCUCCCCGAUCACGCGAAUAAUAGUGCUAUCAUCCGGGCCUAUCCUGAUGCUGCCCAGGGCUUUGUGAAGGCUAAGGUCCUGCUUCUCACCAACGCCAACAAGAAGUCCGUGCGCGUAAAUGGUACCAUUCUACUCUUGUGA